AUGGGACCAAAGAGAGGAACCGCGCGCGCGGCCAACGGCGUUCACGCCGCGACGUCGUCGCUGUCCCUCGCGCUGGAGGGCGGAUGUGUCACGGUGGGGGGUCACGCGUUCAUGGAGGGGUGCUCGCAGGCGGUGUCCCUGCGGGGAACCUCCGCUGUGGUGGGCGAUAACGGAUGCGACGGCGCGACGGAUCCGGGUCCGGAUACGCCCAAGACGACGGUGGACGCCGCGAUCCUCGGGUUUCGCAACACGCACCCCGCGUGGGACGACGACCCGGAGAGCGACCUGCGCAUCUUGCGGGACAGGCACGUGAUUCGACUCGCUCGCCGCUUGCGUUGCGAUCGGUUCGUCGCCGCCGCGCGUUGCAAGCUGUGGUGGAUGACCCCGACGUGGGGCGCGGGCGGCGACGCGCUCGUGAACAGCUCGUCGUCCACCGAGGCGGGGAUCCCCGCGGAGACGCAGUUCGUCCUCUUCGAGUUAAACGGGGGAAGCGCGCACGUCGCCGCGGUUCCGAUAAUCUCCGACGGCUUCCGUUGCACGCUCAGCGGCCACGUCAACGACUGCCGCAACACCGACGACGACGACGACGACGAAACCGACGGCACCCCCCACGGCACCCCGGGUGACGGCACCCCGGGUGACGGCGCAAAACGAUGCGUCCUCGCCCUCGUCGCCGAGUCCAACUGCGAGCGGGAGACGUGCGACGGAGUCGACGCCGCUCUCGUCUUGGCGUGCUCCGACUCGCCCUUUCGAGCGGUGGAGGCGGCGAUGGCCGUGGCGUCCGAGGCGAUGAACGGAACGUUCAGGCUCCGAACGCGAAAGGUGGCGCCGCCGGUGGUUGACGUCUUCGGCUGGUGCACGUGGGACGCGUUUUACCACGCGGUGACGCCCGCCGGCGUGGAGGCUGGCGUCAAUUCGCUAACCGACGGCGGCAUCCCCCCGCGGUUCGUCAUCAUCGACGACGGGUGGCAGAGCGUGGCGCCGGAUCCGCAGUUUAAGAAGAGGGUCGAUCACAUCUCAGAUCACCCGCGGACGAAACCGGAUUUCAUCGACAAGCCACACGUCACGGAGGUUGUGGAGUUUGGAAGGGGCGACGCGGGUGGCGGGGCGCUCGCGUGGGCCGGGGGCGCGCUCGCGAGCGGCCUCGAGUACGCGUACUGGAACGCGCUGCACUCCGUGGCGUACAACUCGUUGACGUGGAACGUGGCCAAGUUUCUGGUGGAUUGGGUCUUCUCGCCGGUGAUUCGCGGCGCGUUCAGCACCAUGUCGUGCUUUAACCACAGGGUGAGCGCCAUUCACGCAAACGUCAAGUUUCAGGACGAAGCCGGCCGCGCGUCCGACGAUUCGCCGAGCGUGAAGCGGGUCAAGGGGCGGGGGACCAAGCGCAAGUCCCCGACGGCGGACGGCGGGAUGGUGGUUGGGGGGGAGGACGGGUUCGGGCGCGUCAUCUCCCGGAUCAAGGCGCUGGGGGUGCAGAGCGUGUACUGCUGGCACGCGCUGUUUGGAUACUGGGGCGGGUUGCACCCGUUUGAGAGGGGCGUGAGUCGAUUUCGGCCCAAGGUGGUGCUCCCGAGGCACACGCCGGGCUUGCUCUCCGUCGAGCCGUCGCAGGCGUGGGAUCCCAUCUCCGUGGGAGGCGUCGGGACGGCGGACCCGGAGAAGCUCGCGGAGUUUUACGAGGAGCUUCACCUGUACCUCGCCGACGCGGGCGUGGACGGCGUGAAGGUUGACGGGCAGGCGAUGGUGGGCGGCCUCGGUCGGGGCCUGGGCGGGGGCCCGAACCUCGCGAGGCACCUCCACGCCGCGCUCGAAAAGUCCGUCAAGCGGCACUUCCCCACGAACGGCCUGAUCAACUGCAUGUGCCACUCCACGGAGAACAUAUUCAAUUUCGGCGACAGCGCGCUGGCUCGGGUGAGCGACGACUUUUACCCAACCAAUAACGCCAGUCACACCGUGCACCUCGCCAACGUGGCUUACAUAUCCACGUUCAUGGGCGAGGUGGUGGUGCCGGACUGGGACAUGUUCCACUCCCUGGGGGACGCCGGGCCGCUGCACGCGGCGGCCAGGGCGGUCGGCGGCUGCCCGGUGUACGUGUCGGACGCGCCCGGUAAGCACGAUUUUAACCUACUUCGUCAGCUGGUGUUUCCCAGCGGCAAAGUUCUGAGGGCCAAGCUCCCGGGCCGACCCACGCGCGACUGCCUGUACGCCGACACCUGUCGCGACGGGGUGUCGUCGCUCAAGGUGUGGAACAGGAACGAGAUCGGCGGCGUGGUGGGGUGUUUCAACAUUCAGGGCGCGGCUUGGUCUCGAAGGAAGGGGAUAUUCGUGUUUCAGCACUCCGACGCAGGCGACGUGCCGAGCGUCGUGGCGAGUGUCCGGCCCGAGGACGUGGAAGGGAUGGUGACCGGGACCGCCGACGGAUCGAACGAGGAGUUCGUGAUCCAGGCGCACAGGACCCGAUCGCUCUCGCUGCUCAAACCCGGGCAGCGCAUGCCGGACCUACUCCUGGGCCCCAAGGAGUGGGAGGUGUACACGGUGUGCAAGGUGCUCGUCGCGGGCGGGGUGAAGUGGGCGCCCGUGGCGCUGGACCAGAUGCUCAACGGCGGCGGCGCGUUGGAGUCGUGCUCGCUGACACUGGCGCACGGGGUGAAGGAGGGCGCCGCCAAGGGGAAAGGGGGCAAAGGGGGCGGCCGGGCGGGCGUCGUGGGCGAGACUACGCUGUACGGCUGCGGCGCCCUCGUGUGCUACUCGAGCGUCGAGCCCAUCGAGGUUGAGGUUGACGGCGCGAGGGUGCGGGCGAAGUGGCGAGCGAGCGACGGGAACCUGAUCGUCCCGCUCGGACCGAGGGAGGGGACGCACGCCGUGGUGGUCAGGUUCUGAUCGGGCGCGACGACGCGCGAGUGUGUUUGUUCACGUUGACGUCAAAAGUAUCCUUCACGAUACGGUGUUGAUUCUUUGCCUACGUUAUUAAUUCAGCCAGAGGUCGCCCGCUAUCUCGCCUGCACAGCCCGCGGCCCGUGUGUUUCACGAGCCGUGGGCGAGGCGGGGGGCGCGUUUGCUAA
Micromonas commoda is the source of this 3062-nucleotide messenger RNA. Its product is annotated as glycoside hydrolase family 36 protein. The record is from RefSeq and is a predicted model, not a curated record. NCBI's taxonomy places the organism in Eukaryota, Viridiplantae, Chlorophyta, Mamiellophyceae, Mamiellales, Mamiellaceae. The transcript has a single exon. The coding region runs from base 1 to 2880 and encodes 959 amino acids.